Linum trigynum is the source of this 255-nucleotide messenger RNA. The record is from the annotation of a GenBank genome assembly. NCBI's taxonomy places the organism in Eukaryota, Viridiplantae, Streptophyta, Magnoliopsida, Malpighiales, Linaceae.
AUGGCUGCUUGCUCUGCUCUGCCUGCCCUACCGUGCGCCUCUACACUCGUCAUGGCGUCUUCUCAACAAAUCUCUCUUCCUACCAACUCGCAUGCGCAUUAUGAGGAGCAAGUCGCAGCCACUCGCCAAUCUCCUGUUGUUGCAGAUGCGCCUCCCGCCUCCAAUGCGCCUUCCAGAUCUAAUGCGCCUGCCGAAGGCCCGGCCGCAGCUGCCCCCAACGCUCUCGAUAAGUCCCUCAACUACUGUGCGCCUUAG